GGCUCCUCCCCGUAGAGCAAAGGGCACGUGAGCUAGGCGCCCGGAGCCGUCGCCGCAGGGACCAUGUUGCUUCCGAACAUCCUGCUCACCGGUACACCAGGGGUUGGAAAAACUACACUAGGCAAAGAACUUGCGUCAAAAUCAGGACUGAAAUACAUUAAUGUUGGUGAUUUAGCUCGAGAAGAGCAAUUGUAUGAUGGCUAUGAUGAAGAGUAUGAUUGUCCCAUUUUAGAUGAAGACAGAGUAGUUGAUGAGUUAGAUAACCAAAUGAGAGAAGGUGGAGUUAUUGUUGAUUACCAUGGUUGUGAUUUCUUCCCUGAACGCUGGUUUCAUAUAGUUUUUGUGCUGAGAACAGAUACCAAUGUAUUGUACGAAAGACUUGAAACAAGGGGUUAUAAUGAGAAGAAACUAACAGACAAUAUUCAGUGUGAGAUUUUUCAAGUUCUUUAUGAAGAAGCCACAGCAUCCUACAAGGAAGAAAUCGUGCAUCAGCUGCCCAGUAAUAAACCAGAAGAGCUAGAAAAUAAUGUAGAUCAGAUUUUGAAAUGGAUUGAGCAGUGGAUCAAAGAUCAUAACUCUUGACUUAUAAGGCUAGCUACUUUAUAAUCACUCUUGUUGAUAUCUCUGCUGACAUCAUAGAAAUUGUUCAAGUAUCAGUAACACUUGAUUAAAAUCAUGUUGCAGGACCAGCAGGUGGAUAGUGUAUAGGUUUAUGCCUGUGUUUCUUUUUCUCCAUGAGAAAGCUAAACAUCUGAAAUAUAAUGAAUAUAGUAUUAUUAAGGAUUGAGACAAAACCUGUGAUUUUGAUACUUAAAUUGCUAAAGAAUAAAUAAAUCUAACAAAAUGGGUGGAUAUCUUUUAAGUUUAUUACAGAAAAAAAUGCAGAUGAUCUCUUCAAAUAAAACUAAAGAAAAAGCAA
Messenger RNA from Macaca mulatta (Rhesus monkey), 919 nucleotides. It is a transcript of the gene AK6, whose product is annotated as adenylate kinase 6. Gene Ontology annotation, molecular function: AMP kinase activity; ATP binding; ATP hydrolysis activity. NCBI's taxonomy places the organism in Eukaryota, Metazoa, Chordata, Mammalia, Primates, Cercopithecidae. The record is from RefSeq and is a predicted model, not a curated record. Gene Ontology annotation, cellular component: nucleus; cytoplasm.